Messenger RNA from Cladocopium goreaui, 609 nucleotides. Lineage: Eukaryota; Dinophyceae; Suessiales; Symbiodiniaceae. The record is from the annotation of a GenBank genome assembly.
GGCAAACUUGUGCAGAGGAUCGAAGACAUGCUGGACCUGUCUCCUUUGACUUUGAGGUGCAUCAACUUGGGAACAAAGCUGACGGUGAUGUCGCACUUUUUGGGCUGCUUUUGGUUCUUUGUAUCUGCCCACGGCGAUCCAGAUGCCAACCAAUGCGAAUCUGGAUUAUUGGAGUGUAAUCCAGCUUUGUUAGGAACAACAUGGUGGGAGCAGAUCAACAUAAAACCUGACAACAAGUUAGACCAGUACAUAGCCUCCUUAUAUUGGGCCUUUACGACGAUGACGACAGUAGGCUAUGGCGACAUCCACCCCCGGAGUGACCGCGAAAGGGUGUAUGCAAUUGUGGCAAUGAUUUUUGGUGCCACCAUGUUCGGAUAUAUUAUAGGAUCUAUUGCAGCGCUUGCUGGACAGGAGCGUGGGAUAGAGGCGCUCACCAAGAAGAAGCUUUCUCUUGUUCGGCACUUCUGCGAAGAGCAGCGGGUAAGUGAAAACAAGGUGCGCGAGGUCAUGAAGCACUAUCAGCCCUCCCUACGUGUUUUGUUUGGCCAAAUCUCUUGGUCUAUAAUCUAUAGCCAUAAAUCACUGUUUUCCAUAUUCUCUAUGCAUUAG